This is a messenger RNA of Syngnathoides biaculeatus (alligator pipefish), 2397 nucleotides long. It is a transcript of the gene psap, whose product is annotated as prosaposin. The coding region runs from base 170 to 1768 and encodes 532 amino acids. The transcript is spliced from 14 exons. Lineage: Eukaryota; Metazoa; Chordata; Actinopteri; Syngnathiformes; Syngnathidae. Gene Ontology annotation, cellular component: lysosome. Gene Ontology annotation, biological process: sphingolipid metabolic process. The record is from RefSeq and is a predicted model, not a curated record.
GUUGUCCGAGGUCACGAGUGCUGUUGAGUCACAUGUUUGUGCUGAGCAGUCAGCUGACUAGCAGCGAUCCGCCAUAAAGGUUUGAACGCAAGCGCCUCGUCGCCCAAGUUGCUUCAACUGGCUAGCCGACAUCGUGAAAGCAUCAGAGGAGCCUGAAAACAGCGGAGUCAUGAUGCUUCUAACGCUCCUUUUCGUGUCCUCAGCAGCUGUGGCUUCCCCUCUUCUGGGUACAGAGCAGUGUGCCCGUGGACCUCCUUACUGGUGUCAGAAUGUUAAAACUGCAUCUCUUUGUGGUGCUGUGACUCACUGCCAGCAGAACGUCUGGAACAAACCCCAGAUGAAAUCUGUGCCAUGUGACUUGUGCAAAGAGGUGAUCAUGGUUAUCUUGCACGUUUUGAAGGACAAUGCCACAGAGAGUGAGGUUCUUGGCUACAUGGAGAAAGCCUGCCAGCUCAUUCCUGACCAAGGUUUGAGUUCAGAGUGCAAGGAAUUGGUUGAUAGUUACUACCCCAUUGUCUUAGGCAUCGUCAUUGCAGAGCUGGAUAAUCCCGGUGUAGCUUGUGGCGCCAUUGGUUUGUGUGUCUCCCAGGAGAUGGCCUUGACUAAAUUUCAGGACCAGUUCCUUUCCAAUGAGAUACCACAGGUUGACCUCUCUCAAUCAGCAACACCGUUUCUUCUCAAUGUGCCUGGGCUCUUGUACCCGCAGGAAACCUCCAAACCAGAAAGUCCAGUCAAAGAAAGUGAAGUUGUGUGCCAGGACUGCAUCAAAUUCAUGACUGAUGCACAAGCAGAAGGAAAGGCCAACACCUCAUUUGUUAACUCUCUGAUUAUGAAAUUUGAGGAGAAUUGUGACAACUUGGGACCCGGUCUGUCAGACAUGUGCAAGGAGUACAUCAGCCAGUAUGGCAGCCUUGUUCUUCAAAAAGUCUUUUCCAUGGAUCCCAAUGCUUUCUGUUCAACUGUUGGCUUUUGUAAUGCUGUUAAAAGGUCUACUCCCAUGUUGAAGCUGCAGGCUUCCCAAACGUUGCCUGCUGCCGAUACCAUGCCUGCUCUCAGUCUUGUUCCUGCCACCAAGGUGGAAUCUGUCGCCAAGUUCACUAAACCUAUGGUGCGAGUUCGGGAUUCCCCCCAAUGUGCAAUCUGUGAGUUUGUGAUGAAGCAGUUGGAAAGCAUGUUGCAAGAUCAGGCAACCGAGGAGGAGGUGAUUGCAGCUGUGGAGAAAGUUUGUACAUUUUUGCCCUCUAGUCUCAGUGUUCAGUGCAAGGACCUAAUCGACACCUACGGUCAGGCCAUCAUUCAAUUGCUGGUGCAGGAGGCCGACCCUAAGAUUGUUUGCACUGUUUUGUCACUCUGCAAAGAUGCCACACGUGCAUAUGUCCAUGCCCUUGAUAAGAUGGACUUCAAAAGUGGUGGCUAUUGUAAAGUGUGCAAGAUGGCUGUCGCCUACAUUGAUGGAAUCCUUGAAAAGAAUGCAACUGAGGGACAGAUUGAAGAAGCAGUGUUAAAAGUUUGCAGUUUCUUGCCAGACUCCUUCCAGACAGAGUGUGAUCAGCUGGUUGAGCAAUAUGAGCCCAUGCUUGUGCAAAUGCUCCUUCAGAUGCUCGACCCUGAUUUUGUGUGCCUGCAAGUGGGCGCCUGUCCUGAGGCACUCCGCAGGCUGCUGGGAAGAGAGCAGUGCAUUUUGGGACCGUCAUUCUGGUGCAGGAGCAUUGAGACAGCAAUCCAAUGUGAUGCUGUCGAUCACUGCAAACGCCACAUGUGGGCGUAAAAGGGGAUCAGCGUCUACAGACACUUUUUUUUUUUUUUUUUUUUUUUUUAGGGAAUUAACUGCAUUGCUGCUUCCUACUUCAACCAUUUGUUUAUUCUUGUCUGUACUAGACCAGGUGACUGUUUGAUUUUAUUGUGAUUUGUGGAAAGGGACUGGACUCUUUCCCCAUCUGGAGCAUGGGUGCGGGUUAAUUACAUGUACACAGAUGUGCUUUCUGAAAACAGGCCAAUUUCCCACUGUAAGAUUAAGUUUGGCGUACUUGUGUUUUUGUGCUUGCUGCAUCUGAUUUAUAUAGCGUAAUAAUAAAAGUUUGGUUUAAUGUGGCACUAUGUCAAGAGCAACUGGUUGUUGUUGAGGCUUUUUCUCCUUGCAGGAGAAAGCAGAUGGCGUAUGGAAAAAAACGACAGAUGUAACCUUUAGCAGCACGUUGCAUUCUAAACCAAAUGUUUGUUUUUGUCAUGUUUUUUUCUUUUCUUUUUCUUUUUUUAGGAAAUAAUGGGAGGUGACAAGGCCUUUUGUGUUGCUUCCAUUGUUUGCACUUUCACAGCUGUUUUUAACUGGUAGCCAAGCUUCAUACCCUGAGCCCAUUUGUAAAUUAAUCUGAAAGUUAUUAAAAUGAUCCAAAUCAC